UCCCUCCCUCCUGUUCUCAUUCUCUCUCUGACAGUGGCACUUCCAAAGUGAUAACAGGUGGAACACAGGAAUUGCAAACAAGUGUCUAAUGGUCCGUGGUGUUUCCAAAUAGAACACAUAAUUGUGUUUGUUUGUUUGUUUUUGGCUGUGCAAAGAAAAGUCAAAAUGUCAAGUGUAAAUCUUGACCAGUUACACCGAUCGACAUUGGGCGUAUACGAGAGCUUGCUUGACCAGUUCAACCCAGGCUUACAGAGGCUGGUGGCGCUGGGCAAAACCUACAUCCAGGCCUUUCAAGCUCUUUCUUCCACCAGUGAGGAAUACUUCCAUGCUCUGGGCAAGAUGGGUGAGCAAGCCCUUCACACGUUAUCCUCUCGCUCACUAGGUGAUGUCAUCAUCCAGAUUGCAGAGAGCCAGAGGAGGCUGACCAAUGAGCUGGACGGGAUGUUCCGCUGGUUCCACAGUGAGGUUCUGCGGGAGAUGGAGAAUAAUGUGAAGCUGGACAAGGACUUCAUAGCAGGCAGCAGGCGGCGCUAUGAGAUGGAGGUGCAUAACCACGCCUCAGCCCUGGACAGGCAGCAGAGACGUGGCCAUCAGGAUGUUGUUGAGUACACACAUUUCCUGCGGGACAGUCAGAAAGAUGCUCUGAAGGAGGAGGAGAGGAGGUAUCGCUUUCUGGCAGAGAAGCACUGCAACCUCUCUCUGACCAUAGCCCAACUCAUGAACAAGAUGGGGGGAGCUCUACACCAGAGGGCACAGGAAUGGGGGGAUUGCGUCAACGAGACCAGAGCCUCACGACCACGGACCCCAUCACGAAUGGAGCAGAUGGGGAUGAGAGAAGAGGAGAGAGGCCAGCAGUGGACCAAAAGGGAGGAACCAUCUUUGGGAAGAAUUCCAUCUAGAGGCCCCUCUCCCGUGCCCAUGCGCUCUCGGUCUGGUUCUCUGGGGGAUGGUCUUGGUGGCGGUCGCCUGAUGAGGGCGAUAGUGUCCUGUGCCCCCUCCCCCAAUCCUACCCUGCUGGACUUCUCCAUAGGCGACGCCAUCACCGUGCUGGUGCCCGAACCCCGCAACGGCUGGCUAUACGGCAAAGGACAGAACAGCCCACGUCAGGGAUGGUUUCCUGCUUCCUAUGUGGAGCCGUUGGACCAGGCUCCUAGACCUCCACCCCCCAGUGCUGGUAUGAGAACAAGUCACAGCAUGAGCAACCUGUUCGACCAAUCAGGAGGCGGAGGACAAGGAGGCCCCCCGCCCCCAGCCCCGCCUCUGCCAUCUGCAGCCAAUCAGAUCCCAAGAUCACAGUCCCGCCACAACACACCCUCUCUAGAGAGACGCGCCGAGCACCAGCAGAAGCCAAGAUCAGAGGACUAUGGGAUAAAGCCAGCGCUCUUUCCACGAGGUACAAACCCCUUUGCUACGGUGAAACUGAAACCCACGGUGACCAACGAUAGAUCUGGUCCUCGGGCCCCGGGCAGGAUUAUCUGAUCGCCACGGUGACCAACGACAAAUCUGCUCCCCGGAUUUUCUGAUCCAUUAUUAUGAUCCAUUAUUACAGACAGAUUGUUUAUGCGUGUGUGUGUGUGUGUGUGACAGAGAGAGAGAGAGAGAGAGAGAGAGAGAGAGAGAGAGAGAGAAA
This is a messenger RNA of Alosa alosa (allis shad), 1630 nucleotides long. Its product is annotated as brain-specific angiogenesis inhibitor 1-associated protein 2-like protein 2. Gene Ontology annotation, biological process: actin filament bundle assembly; actin crosslink formation; plasma membrane organization. Gene Ontology annotation, molecular function: protein binding. The transcript has 15 exons. NCBI's taxonomy places the organism in Eukaryota, Metazoa, Chordata, Actinopteri, Clupeiformes, Clupeidae. The coding region runs from base 166 to 1479 and encodes 437 amino acids. Gene Ontology annotation, cellular component: cytosol; nucleoplasm. The record is from RefSeq and is a predicted model, not a curated record.